AUGCUCCAAUCCUGGAAGUCGUCCUUGAGAUUGCCUCGGUCGAGAUUUCCUGCUCGACCGACCUCCAAGCUUGAACCAAAUUAUCUCAAGCAAUGUACCGACGAUUUAUACGCAUGGCAAGCACAGAAUCGACCUGAGGAGAAGCCAUUCACCCUCCAUGAUGGCCCCCCAUACGCCAAUGGCGAGCUUCAUGUCGGCCAUGCCAUGAACAAAAUUCUUAAAGAUAUGAUUGUGCGUGUUAAAGUGCAGCAAGGCCGACGAGUGACAUAUCGACCCGGCUGGGAUUGUCAUGGUCUGCCAAUCGAGAUGAAGGCACUGGGAUCGCACACGACGAAGGGCUUGACUCCUGUACAAGUCCGGGACACAGCACGAAAGCUAGCCUCCAAGACGGUUGUGGAACAGAUGAAGGGAUUCCGGGCUCUCGCCGUAAUGUCUGACUGGGAGAAGAAGUGGACAACGAUGGACCGUGAAUACGAGAUAAGGCAAUUGCGUGUCUUUCAAAACAUGGUCCGUCGAGGGUUGAUUUACCGCAAGCACAAACCCGUUUACUGGUCACCUUCUUCGCGGACUGCGCUUGCUGAGGCAGAGUUGCAAUUCGUAGAGGAUCAUGUCUCUACCGCUGCAUAUAUUAGGUUCCCUAUAAUUUCAGACUGGUCCUCGAUACCUGAACUUGCCGGUUUCAAGGGAAACCUGUAUGCAACUAUCUGGACAACCACUCCUUGGACCCUCCCUGCAAACCUGGCUAUUGCCAUCCACGACCAAAUCGAGUACUCGAUCCUCCAGGUUGGCGAUGACGGCUAUCUUGUUGCUUCGAGCCGUGUUGGGGAUGUGAAGCGCUUCCUUGGCGACUUUCAAGUUGUAGCGCAUUCUAUUCCAGGUUCUAGCUUGAAAGGUCUAGAGUACAAGAACAAACUCCGGGGCAAAUCCGCUCCGCCGCAGCCUAUCAUUACUGCCGAUUUCGUUACCUCCAGCUCUGGUACCGGUCUGGUUCACAUUGCCCCAGGCCACGGCCGGGACGAUUAUGAAGUGUGCUCUAAAAUCGGCAUUGAAGCAUUUGCUCCUAUCGACGAUGGCGGUUUCUUUACCGAAGAGGCUUACCCGGACGAUCCAGAGAAGCUCACAAAAGCGAGUUCCGUCAUGGAUGGUGGAAGUCACGCUGUAUUGGAAUUAGUGGGCGAUGAUGUACUCGGAAGCCAUAAACAACGGCACAGUUUUCCUUACGAUUGGCGUACCAAGCGACCUGUGGUGACUCGUGCUACAGCCCAAUGGUUUGCUGAUGUUGGUAGUAUCAAAGAUGAUGCCCUUGAAGCACUCAAGGAUGUUCGAUUUGUUCCAAAGGGUGGCCGAAACCGUCUCGAAGCUUUCAUCACACGUCGUAGCGAAUGGUGUAUCUCUCGCCAGCGAUCAUGGGGAGUUCCCAUUCCUGCACUCUAUGACGAGAACGGAAAUGCUGUCAUGACAACAGAAACAAUCGACCAUAUCAUCUCAGUUAUGGAAGAGCGUUCUUCGUCUGCCUGGUUCUCUGAUGACCCAGAUGAACCUGCUUGGAUUCCACCCAACAUGGAAGGCAAAUACCGUCGAGGCACUGAUACAAUGGAUGUCUGGUUUGAUAGCGGCAGCUCAUGGACAGAAACCGAGGGCCCUGCCGAUGUCUACCUUGAAGGUUCCGACCAACACCGCGGAUGGUUCCAAUCCAGCUUGUUGACUUAUGUUGCUACGCAAACAUCAAGGGAGUCGACUGGCAAAGCCUCUGCUCCCUUUAAGACUUUGGUCACUCACGGAUUCACGCUCGAUGGGAAAGGCAAGAAGAUGUCAAAGUCGGAGGGCAAUAUGAUUGUCCCCAGCGAAGUCAUGAAAGGGCUUCUCUCACAGGCUUACUCCAAAGGCCACAGGCAAAAACUUGACCCCCUCGGUCCAGAUGCUAUUCGACUAUGGGCAGCGAGCGCCGAUUUUACAUCAGAUGUUCUUAUAGGGCCAAAUAUUCUUAGGCCUGUUAAUGCUUCGCUGAUCAAAUAUCGAACCAUCAUCAAGAUGCUUGUCGGGUCAAUUUAUCCAGAGGGCCGUGAGCGUCCACUGACCAAGUUGGACCAAAUGGCACUUGUUCAACUUUCCGAUACCAUGUCACAGGUCAUGCAGUCAUUCAACGACUUUGAGUUUUAUAGAGCGGUCAGUACAAUUAACCACUGGGUGGCGACUGAUUUGUCCGCAUUCUACUUGGAGGCCCUGAAGGACCGACUCUACUGUGGUGAUGGCGGCGGUGCCUUGGAACCUAUCUUCAUCGGAUUCCUGCGCAUGCUGGCACCGAUAACCCCUAUGCUUGUUGAGGAGGCUUGGUCGUUCCGGCCAGAAUGGAUGACCAAAGACACUUCCUUGAUAAGCCCAGCUCGCCAUCUAUAUGACGACCCUCUCGUUGACCCUCUGCGUUUGACGCUUCCUCAAGAUGUGGUGCGUAAGGAUCAGUCCAUCAUCACAGAAGUUCAUGGCGCUGUAAAGGCGACACUGGAGGAUGCACGAAAUGCCAAGGCGCUUGGCAGCUCUCUCCAGAGCGCAGUCUACCUGGAAGUCGAGGAUGGAAAAGCGGCGGCUGUUCUUGGACGUUACAUGGACGAGCUCCACGACAUAUUUGUUGUGUCUUCGGUGCAAGUCAACGAACCCCUCCCUGAAAAUCAUGCUUGGGCUUUCCAAAAGGAAUUCGAGAUCCAAGACGCCAAGGUCAAUGUGCAUGUGCUUCCCCCGAAGGAGGAAAAAUGCUCCAGAUGCUGGCGAUACCUGGCGCCAAAGAAAGAUGCGCUAUGUGGCAGAUGUGAAGAGGUUGUCGGUGCAUAG
Messenger RNA from Fusarium mangiferae, 2826 nucleotides. RefSeq lists its product as uncharacterized. The record is from RefSeq and is a predicted model, not a curated record. Gene Ontology annotation, biological process: isoleucyl-tRNA aminoacylation. The coding region runs from base 1 to 2826 and encodes 941 amino acids. Gene Ontology annotation, cellular component: cytosol. Gene Ontology annotation, molecular function: tRNA binding; isoleucine-tRNA ligase activity; aminoacyl-tRNA deacylase activity. The transcript is spliced from 3 exons. Lineage: Eukaryota; Fungi; Ascomycota; Sordariomycetes; Hypocreales; Nectriaceae.